AUGGACGACGCCAUAAAGGAGAAGCUCCGCCUGGACACUCUUCACGACGAAGAGCUUCUUCGCAUCGGCAAGACUCAAGAGCAGGAACGCGAACACAUUGUUCGAACCCAAGCCCAAGCACGCGAGCACCUCAAACUUACGCUCGAUCUCGAGCAUCACGCAAUCCACGACGCAGCCAUUGCCCGGCAAAAGGCACUCAAUGAGCAAGAUUAUGAGCACCGCGAACGCCUACUCAAGCUAGAGCGUCAGUAUGCGUCGAGUGAGAUGGCGCUUAAGCCUAAUGAGUCGGUCCCAGAAUCUGAGAAUGCGGGAUCUAGAAACGAGGCAGCGGUAGACACCGAGGAAAGGUUCACUGAACCUGAGAGUGCGGGAUCUGGGAAUGAAGAUUCUGGAGAGCGGGCAUCAAUGAAGGGCAAGAGCAAGGUGGAAUUUUUCGUUCAGAUUGCGAAGAAUGCGGCCGAGAGGGGGGCAGAGAGGAGGCGGGGAUAG
This is a messenger RNA of Letharia columbiana, 489 nucleotides long. RefSeq lists its product as uncharacterized. Bases 1 to 489 code for a protein of 162 amino acids. The transcript has a single exon. The record is from RefSeq and is a predicted model, not a curated record. NCBI's taxonomy places the organism in Eukaryota, Fungi, Ascomycota, Lecanoromycetes, Lecanorales, Parmeliaceae.